CUUCGCUGCGCCGACCACCAUCAGCAUUCAGCUGCAUACCUUGAAGACCGAGGUCCAGCAGUUGUAGUCGACGAACGCGGAUGACAAUCCGAAGAUGUACAAAAUGCCAACUUUCCAACUGGACAAGUUCGACGACUACACACAGCAGGAUCCGGUCCUCUGGUGGGAAGCAUUCACAAYGCAACUCAGGAUUCUGCCCGUUGCCAAGCACGCGUACAUCGGCGCCCUGCUCCUGAACUCAAAGGGCGGAUGCCAGACCUGGUUGAGCCACCUGGCAACCUCUCACGGCAUCGACGUACCGGACUUGAAGGACAAAAUCACAUGGGAGGAACUGACACGGUUGUGGAAGAAGCGGACCAUCGUCGACGACGCGCCGACACUCGCCAUCAACCGUCUGUUCACCAUGUCACAGGGCAACACUGCAACACGGGAUUGGCUCACGGAGUGGCAGAAGAUUGUGGCGGUGCCCAAUCUGGAAUUGACAUUCACGCAUCUACGCCGUGAGUUCUACAACAGGUCAUGUGCGGCAUUGAGCCAGGCUCUUGGUGAUCGCGAGGAGUACUCAACCUUCGCUGAGAUCAUUGACAAGGCGAGGGAGAUCAUCAAGACCAACAGGUCAGAUGCACACGAGAAAUCAACAUGGCAGCCGACCUAUGUGGAGAAGAUACGAACUGGUCCGCGACAGCAGCACUUUGCUGCAGUCCAGUCGGACAGUGGAGAUAACCCAGCAGCCACUCCAGCAUCAAGUGACGGAGAUCAGGUGGCUGCUGUCCAGCCGCGAAGCAACAACAAGUCCCGCAACAAUGGGAAGGCGAAAUCCGCAUCGCAGCUGCUAUUGGUGCAACAGCACCAAGCACAAGACCUCCCUGUGCCAGGAUCAGGGCAAGGAGGAUGUGCGACCCCGCCUCAGCUCGGGAAAUUGAGCUCCUCAGAAGGUGAGGCGAUUCCACCUUCUACUCCGCCAGAUUCGGCCGCCUUGCUAGCGGCCUCCUGCACAUCUGGGGAGAACGCGAAUGUCGCAAGUUCUCGUUACACUUACGAGGACUAUGCUGUCCACUUGGUUCCACCGCUGGACCAACCGCUCCACGUGCAACAAUCUACCGCAUGCAUGGUUUCAUCACCAUCAGCAACCGAUUCGGCAGCUUCGCCGCCAUCUAUCGUCGGGGAUUCAUCGUUGCGGUCAAGACUUGAGGUGCUCGACCCAUUGACGUUCACGGACUUUCAGUGGAUGCCCGUUCCCCCGACCGGACGAUUGCCGAAACUGCAUUGCAAUGUGCUCAUGGCACAACUGCGAGAUUACUUGCACACUGCAGGACCAGCUCCGUUGAUGGACGCGGGAGUAGAGGUUGUCGACCUUCACACUUACAUUGCGAAGAUCGACCGCGAGUUCAAGACGCAACGGUACGAUGACAUCGACGCACCAUUGCUAUAUGUACCCAUUCAGAUCGGAGAGGCGACGUGCAACGCCUUGAUCGAUUGCGAAGCAUCUUGCGACUACAUCAGCCAGGACUUCAUGGCCAAGUACAAAGCAAACCGCGACAAGUGCGAAUUCGUGCGGCAGGAGCUGGAGUACUUGGGCCAUUAUGUGACGCCGAAAGGCAUCCGUCCACUCGCGGACAAGAUCGAGGCCCUACGAGUAUGGCCCGAGCCCACCAACACCACGGACGUUCGUUCAUUCAUGGAACUGGCGGGCUACUAUCAGCCAUUCAUCACCGGAUACUCAAGGAUUGCUGCACCUAUGACGAGGUUACAGUCGCCAAAGGUGCCAUUCGUAUUCGAUGACGACGCACGCUGGUCAUUCCAAGCACUUAAGACGUGCCAUGUCCUCAGCAUCUAUGACCCCACCUUGCCAACGAGAGUGACUACGGACGCUUCCGGCUAUGGCAUUGGGGUAGUCUUGGAACAGCACGACGGCGACGACUGGCACCCUGUGGAGUAUUUCAGCCACAAAGUGCCUCCCAUCAACUCGCUUGAUGAUGCAAGGAAGAAGGAGCUACUCGCGUUCGUCAUGGCUCUCAAGCGAUGGCGGCACUUCCUCCUUGGGCGUCGUAGGUUCACAUGGGUUACGGACAACAAUCUAUUGACCUACUACAAGACGCAAGAUACGUUGAGCAGCACGAUCGGACGAUGGAUGUACUUCAUGGACCAGUUGGCACGCCUCCUGCACACUGGAGUCCGACACAACAAUGAAACCAAGUUCGGCUCGGCAUCCUCAGAUAGACGGGCAGACGGAGCGGGCACAUCAAACUGCUCAAAUGAUGCUUCGUACGCUCAUCCGUCCGGACCAGAAGAUUGGGUUGACCGCCUCCCCGAUAUCGAGUUCGCCUACAACACUUCGGUGCACCCGACGAUCGGCGUGACUCCAUUCGAGUUGCACCACGAUGGACGGAAAGGCCGUAUCUUUGCCGACCUUCUCCUCCCUCGACCAGCUGACGCUGCCUGCUCUCCCGCUUCCGUCCGGAAGUACAGGGAAUUGCUGACUCAAGCCCGCGCAAACAUGCAAAAGGCUCAAGUCCGCAUGCAGCAGCAAGCCAACAGGCGUCGCGUACCAUGUCCCAUCCGCGCCGGUGAUCUGGUUUGGGUCUCCGCGGAAGAGUUUGCACUGGAACAGGAUGUUUCACGCAAACUGCUUCCCAAGUGGUUUGGACCUUGGUCUGUGACAGCAGCCGCGGGCGAUGAGCCCGAUGGCCCUUCAUUUGUGAUCAACGUUCCAGAGCAUCUGACGGUCCAUCCGGUCUUCCACGCCUCGAAGCUGGCAUCAUACACGCCAGCCAAGAGCGAUGACUUUCCGGGCCGACGAUCGCAGGACCCUCCCUCUAUGGAUGGUCAUCAGGAAGUUGACCGCGUCAUCUCCGAUCACAAGUACGGCAGCAAGCCGCGGCAGUACAAAGUCACAUUCAAAGCAUGCGAUCGCGACGACACUCGGUGGAUUUCAGGCGCAGAUUUGAAAGCAUCCGCAACGCUGAUCUACGCGCAUUAUGAAAAGCGGAGGUUAGCUCUGGAAGCUUCACGACCAACCCCUCCCACCCGGACUGUGGUCCCUCCCUCAGACAGACACCUUCGCCCUCGCAGGUUAACUGGGGUCAGAGGGGAGGGGAGGGGAGGGGAGGGGAUAGGUGCAGAGGGGAGGAAUAGUGUGGAUGGGAUGAGAUUGGAAGGGGCAGGGUGGUGGAUGCAAGACGGUGUUUGGCGAAUGGAACGGAAUGGGAGAGUGCAGACGGAGAAGAGGGGAGGGGAGGGCAUAUGGAUUGGAAAAAAAGAACAGGCAAUGGAGUGGAAACAGGCAGGGAGGCCUUUGGACUGUGUGAAGAAGACCCUUGCAAGCGAGGGGGUGAGAGGCCUCUUCAGAGGAGGGCUGGCAACUCUCACAAGGGAGGCAAUAGGGAACAUCUUUUUCUUUGGAACGUACGAGGCCGUCCGAUUUCGCAUGCUCCGCGCAAUAGGUGCCGAUCCUGACCGCAGACGGGUGCCCGUCCUGCCAAGUCCCAAUGGCGAGCUCCAACAUGUCUUUGGUGAGCCUGACCCUCAGAGGUUGCCAUAUGCUGAGCCAGGAAUCGUAGUAGAAACAACCAGCUGGGGGCGUCUCCUCAAGGAUAUAUUGGCGGAUGCUGGGACGGGAAUCUUGAGCGGUGGAUUAGGUGGAAUGAUGUUUUGGAUAUUCAUGUUGCCGGUUGAUGUCGCAAAGACACGGAUUCAAACAAGCACAGACCUGAGCGCAAGCACAAGCCUCAUCAAGAAUAUGAUGCUACUUUAUCGAGAGGGAGGAGUAAGGUCCUUGUAUGCAGGCUUGCUUCCAACUUUAACCAGAGCGUUUCCAGCAAAUGCUGCUGCAGUUGUUGCCUACGAACUGUCCUUGCGUGCACUCAACGCAGUCCCACCAUCCCUUCCUCCUUCAACCGCUCCGUUGAAGGAGGCCUCGAUGAGUGCAGCAGACAAUCAAGCACGGAAGAUGAAGCCAACCCUAUGAAGCAGCGGUGAUGGCGGAAUCAAAUAAUUUCGGUGUG
Chara braunii is the source of this 4004-nucleotide messenger RNA. The record is from the annotation of a GenBank genome assembly. NCBI's taxonomy places the organism in Eukaryota, Viridiplantae, Streptophyta, Charophyceae, Charales, Characeae.